GAGAAGAUCACUAGGAGCUCAUCUUCGAGUCAAUAUUAAACCAUAAUUUCCAAACUAAUAUCUGAGAGGGUUGUGGCCCUCGGAAUUUAAUGAUGCUUAUAUGUGAAUAGACAUAUCUGAAUAUUAUUGAGACAUAUAAGUGAAGACUUGUGUGUGUGACUGUCAUCAUUUAGCAACUAGUACUGAUUACAAAUUUGCCUUACACUGCAUUUUUGAAUCUAGGACAUACAAACCAUUGCGUAAGACGAACAUGUGUACUGAACGUGAGGCAGAGAAACCAUCUCGCAGGCUGGUUUUCAGGAAGAAAGGUAACCGAUGUGUCAUCUAUCCAGAAAAUGCAGUUCUUGUUGCAACAUCUAUAGAAAAAAGACUACACUCUCGGUGUGUUCAGACUAAUGUUGUUUGCGACUUCAUUAUACAGAUAAAUGAAACUACCUUUCACUUGCACAAGCUACCCAUGGUUUCCAGAAGUGGAUAUAUAAAUAGGCUGGUAUUUCAGAGAACAAGCACCGGAGAGACAGCUUCUAGUAUUCGUAUUGACAACGUUCCAGGAGGAUACAAAAUUUUUGAAUUGGUGGUGAAGUUCUGUUAUGGAAUGAAGGUGGAAUUAACAGCACCUAACAUAGCCCCACUUUAUUGUGCUGCAAAUUUGUUGGAAAUGAGUGAUGAUUUUGAACAAGGAAACCUCAUAGAGAAAACGGAGCAUUUUUUGAGUUUUGUCAUCUUCUCAUCAUGGAAAGACACAAUUCGCAUUCUUAGAAGCUGUGAAACAAUCACUUCAUGUGCCAGAGAAUUAGGAAUCUUGAAGCGCUGCGCAGAAUCUAUUGCUUGGAAGGUAUCUAUUGACUCACACGCCAUUAAAUGCGGAGGUAUUGAGUUCCAGUGCCUUGAACUUUUAGAAAACGAAUAUAACUCUAAUCCUGAAAAUUUACAUGAUGGUUGGUGGUUUAAAGACCUCUUGCUCCUCCGGAUAGAUCAUUUCACCGAAGUGAUUCUCUCGUGUAAAAGAAAAGGCAUAAGAUCAGAGCUUGUUGGAUCAUGCAUCGCUCUUUGGACAGCAAAGUGGCUUUCCAGAAUCUCACUCCAGUUUGACAAUCUGAGUCACAAAAACUUAACAGUCCGGCUAUAUAGAAUAACAAUCAGAAGUUUAAUAGCAUUGCUUCCUGAAGACGACAAUUCAGUUUCCUACAAUUUCCUACUCCAUCUUUUCAAAUUAGGCCAGGUUGUCAAGCUUGAUUCUAAAGUGCUAAUGAAGCUCGAAAGAAGGCUAGCAGUCAUGCUAGUAAAUUGUGAUCCCUACGAACUACUGAUUAAGAACUACAGACAUGGAGACACAUCAUAUGAUGUCGGAAUUGUUUGUAAAGUGGCAGAGGCCUAUGUUUCACUCCAUUCUGUUAAACCUUUAACACUACAGGUGGUUGGAAGAUUGAUUGAUGAAUAUCUUACACUAGUUGCACGCGAUGACAAUCUCCCACCAAAAGUUUUUCAGUCACUCAUAGAAGCAUUGCCGAAAAGUUGUCGUACUUGUGACAAUCACCUAUAUAGAGCCAUUGAUAUGUACCUCAAGGCACAUCCUAGCUUGACAGAAGAAGAAAGAAAUGGUCUCUGCAGAGCCAUUGAAUACAACAAACUAUCACAAGAAGCGCGGAGUCAUGCCUUGAGAAAUGACCGGCUGCCAUUAAACAUCAUCACGCGUUUUAUUCUUCUUGAACAAGUUAAAGUAACAAGUUCCAUGACAACUGCUGGAUCAGACUACUACAGAACAAAGUCGCAAACAAUUAUGAAAGUCACAAAGAACAUGGGCCAGAAAAUGUUGAACUCUCUCAACGAUUUGAAGAGCAUGAAACUAGAAGUUGAGGCCAUGAAGGAGAAGCUCAGCAAUUUGCAGACUUGCAGUGCAAUGCUCUAUAGUCGAGCAAAACAAUGCGCUAAAGUUUGAUCUCAUAUCCACAGUAUUGUGUCCCAGUCUCCAUAUUUAAACUUGCCUAUAUUUUUUCAUAUUUAAUUUGGUAUAUUUAUUUUCUUGUUCGAUAUUCAUGUAUAGCUGUGAUUUGAUUUUGGA
Daucus carota subsp. sativus is the source of this 2062-nucleotide messenger RNA. Its product is annotated as root phototropism protein 3. Bases 251 to 1939 code for a protein of 562 amino acids. NCBI's taxonomy places the organism in Eukaryota, Viridiplantae, Streptophyta, Magnoliopsida, Apiales, Apiaceae. Gene Ontology annotation, molecular function: protein binding. The transcript is spliced from 4 exons. The record is from RefSeq and is a predicted model, not a curated record.